AUGGAGGCAAACAGACCCCAAACACCGGAAAUAUCUGCGAAAAUGGUGAAUUCUAAACACAGCUCUCGUCACUCGUCUAAUGUUUUAGAUGAAUAUGAUAUAAUACAUGACGAUGCAGUGAAAACCAACGCUUCUGGAGGAAAAUCAACUACAGGACUCACAGAACCUCCAGAAGUUCCACCAAGACAGAAAGACCCACUUCAAACACACUCCCAGAUCAGCAGUAGAAAUAGACUGUCUAGCUCAGAAAAAUCAUCAACAGAUGUUGACAGUCAUACAAAUAUAUCACGAUGUCCAAAUAUUAACAGCAAAGAAAAAAUAAUAUUCUGUGUAGACAUAAGUCAAGAAAUAGAGGCACCAAGAUUUCGAUCGCGGGUUGGAGAAAAGAAAGAUGCUAAGUCGCUUAUCAGAAGUGGUUUGAAUAUUUUUAUGCAGAGUAAAUUGAGACUUGACAAGAAACAUGAGUUUGCCUUGGUUCUCCUUCAUGAAAAAGCUACUUUGGUAAGAGAUUUCACAAAUGUGCCUAGAGACAUACUGUUAGGCUUUGACGAUGUACAGCAGAUGCGGGUGUGUGAAAUGUGUGAUAUUGAGGACCUCUUUGAUUUUGUACAGAAAUUCAGUCCACCGCCCCCAGUGGAAGAUGACAUUGAGAGGACGAUCCCAGAGUUCACAGUGCGAGUCAUCCUGCUGUACACAAGGUCCAACUGUCCACUCAUGUUUGACAGUAAACAGAGUUUUAAUGAGCUGAAUUCAUCACCAUACUUCUUCAUAGAUGCCCUGUAUUUACAUGAGCCAGUCAGUGAGGAGAAUAAGUGCCAGGAGGUUUUUGACUCCAUUUGUGAUCUGGACCAGAAAGGAUUAUCGUACAUAUUUGGAGCUAGUCGGAAUCUCACCAAGGUGUAUGACACUAUGGGACAAAUGCUUGCACAUCCACUCCAGAGGCCAGUACAGAGUGAAACCAUGUACCGGAUAGGAUCUUCCCUCCCAGUGCCAGAAAAUGGAUGACAUGGCUCACUGACAAGCAUACCGAACAUGUUGUUCAGUGUUGUUUUGUUGAAAAUCAAGUCUUGAAAGUGCUACUUGCAAUUUAAAACAUGUAAUGUCAAACUGUUGAUGGUGAAGAGUGAAUUACCGGUAUGGGUAUUGUUUAACAUAUUAACAUGUGUUUUGAAUGGUGAAAAUUAUGAAGUUUAUUGUUAAAGCCAUAAGAAACAUUGUAACUGUGUAUUGUUUGAAGGUAGCCAUUCAAGUUAUUGUUGAAAAUUGGACAAGUAUUGAAUUUAUGUUUUAUCUAAAGAAAGCCAUACUAUUAUUUCCAAUUAUUGAUUGGAAUAAUGUGUACUUUUGCCUCCAUGUUAAAAAAUGCAUUAUUACAUCGAUGUAUACA
This is a messenger RNA of Mya arenaria, 1387 nucleotides long. RefSeq names its product BRISC and BRCA1-A complex member 1-like. Gene Ontology annotation, cellular component: BRCA1-A complex; nuclear body; BRISC complex. Gene Ontology annotation, biological process: double-strand break repair; positive regulation of DNA repair; protein K63-linked deubiquitination. The record is from RefSeq and is a predicted model, not a curated record. The transcript has 7 exons. The coding region runs from base 1 to 1005 and encodes 334 amino acids. NCBI's taxonomy places the organism in Eukaryota, Metazoa, Mollusca, Bivalvia, Myida, Myidae.